CAAAUCCCGGCGUGUCUCUGUUCUGCUCUUAUUUUUAGCAUCACUCUUGUUUCACUGCUCGUUCAACACGGUCGUGGAGAAGGUUUAGAGUGAUUGUGUCGUAAGCGAUGAAUGACAGAGAGGAUGAAGAGACGAUCCCCGUGGUCAUGGACACAUCAUCGUUCUCGCAGGUAGUUUUCAACGAUGUUCCUCCAUCAUAUCCUCCAAAAAUGGCAGUGACCUGUCGGUACACGAUCACCGAAGGCCUACAGCCAAACCCGAGAGACUGGAUCGGUAUCUUCAAGGUUGGAUGGCAGUCAACACAGAGAUAUUAUAGCUAUGAAUGGGUGGUACCUUGCCUGGACCAAAUCGGACCUGAAGGGCUCACGCAGGAAGUGGUUUUCAAAGAGAGCAAUCUACCUAAAGAUGACGGAGAGUUUUAUCAGUUCUGCCAUGUGGAUUGCAAUGGUCAUGUCAGAGGAGCCAGCACUCCAUUCUGCUUUCAAAACCAGGCAGAAAUAAGUCUGGACUGCAGCUUGGAGAAGGAUCUCUUAGUCGUAACAACACAGGAACAGGUAACAAUGAUGGAAAAGGAGAAAGAGGACUUGAUGAAAGAGAUGGAGUCCUUAAAAGAAUCAAAUGAGAUCCUGAAAAAAGAGCUGGACGAAAGACUGCAUGAGAUGUGUCGUUUAAGGAGCUGCCUAGACGAUUUAAAGUCAAAGGAAAAACCGGAAACACCCCUAUCGGACAUACCUAAUUAUAACAUCACCGAACAGUCACUGACCAAUUUACAUGAAAACUUUGAAAAGGCUGUACGUAAGAUCAAGAUGCUUAAGCAGGAAAGGGCAGAGUUACAGCAGCAGGUGGAGCUCCAGUUCGCCGAAAACCUCAAGCUAAAUACCUGCCUGAAAGAAACGGAUCACAAUUACAACAAACUGCAGGAUCGGGUCAAGUUGCUUGAGGUGGAUGCGCAGAGCAGCGCGAAGCACAAUGAAAAGCUGCAUGCAGAAAUCGAAGAGCUUCUCAUAGUAAAAAGAACUCUAGAGGAGAAAAAAGGUGAAGACAAGGAGUUGCAAGCAUCCAUGUCAGAGCACAGGGGAGAAGAUAAUGAGACAAAAGUCCAGAUUCGGGCCUUGCUCACUCAACUGAUCGAAUCCAGAGGGCUGCUGCGCAGUGAGAUGCAGAAUUGCAAAGAAGCCACUAAACGUGCUGAAAGCGCAGAGCAGGAAUUGAAGGACGUGAAACAGAAGCUGGCAGAGAUGCCCGUCAAUGAAGCCGAGGCUGAAAGACACAGUCAAAUCCAGGCACAACUUGAGCAGGCUCAAAACAAAAUUUAUGAGAUGGCAGAGACUUCAAGAUCAGACAAGCAGGAAUUUAUUGAAAAGAAUGAGGAACUUCAGGCAGAAGUAGCCAGACUGCACAGGAUAGUGAUGGACAACCAGGUGGCGUCUGUUCCUGCCAUUUCUGAGCAGCUACCCAAUCCACAGAGCCCACCUCCCUCCAGCAACACCCAAGAGCAAACAUACCCGCCUGAUUAUCAUUUCUACGGAAGCAUUGAUGACAUGACAGGAGAUCAGUCAAGAAAAGAGGACAAGAUGAAGUGCCUGCAUUGCCAUGAAAGCUUUCCUGGUAUCAGCGAGGAUGAACUUGCACAGCAUGAGCAGUCCCACAAAGUGUGUCCAUUCUGUACUCUGAUCUGUGAUGACUGGGAACAGCAAAUGUUUGAAGAUCACGUCUACAGUCAUGAAGACUAACCCAAUUCACUUCUAACUGAAAUAUCAUGUAUUGUCACGUUUUUGUAGAUAUACAUUAUUUCUGUUAUACUAUUAGCUAUUAUUACCCAACGCUGAUCGACAUUCAGAUGAUUUCUAAACUAUAAUUGGCCUAUUCAAUAUAUAUACAUUCAAUUUACUUCAUGCCUUUAUUUCAUAGUUUCUCUUCGCAUAAAAUGCAAUUUACCAUUUCAUAUUUAUUUAUUUGGUAAGCCUGGUAAAAGCAGAGUAAUAUAUUUAGCCAGCCAGCCGUUAUCAGAGGGAAACCCAUGUGACGAAAAACCUUUUUGCUGUUUAUCUAGAUCUUGUUUACCCAGACUGUUUAGUUUGUGUUAAUAAGUGACUUUACAAUCUGCAAUCAGAAAUAAUGGUAAAACUGUUGUAAUUGAAGACAAAAACAAAAAAACGUUUAAUGGUUAAACAAAUAUUUCUUUAUUAUCAAGGAGAAAUAUACAAUACACAUAAAACAAUAUAGUAACUA
Messenger RNA from Triplophysa dalaica, 2232 nucleotides. RefSeq names its product calcium binding and coiled-coil domain 2 (gene calcoco2). The record is from RefSeq and is a predicted model, not a curated record. The transcript has 14 exons. The coding region runs from base 108 to 1733 and encodes 541 amino acids. Lineage: Eukaryota; Metazoa; Chordata; Actinopteri; Cypriniformes; Nemacheilidae.